Messenger RNA from Varanus komodoensis (Komodo dragon), 1696 nucleotides. RefSeq names its product 4-hydroxyphenylpyruvate dioxygenase like (gene HPDL). The transcript is spliced from 2 exons. The coding region runs from base 162 to 1370 and encodes 402 amino acids. Gene Ontology annotation, molecular function: 4-hydroxyphenylpyruvate dioxygenase activity. The record is from RefSeq and is a predicted model, not a curated record. Gene Ontology annotation, biological process: aromatic amino acid metabolic process. NCBI's taxonomy places the organism in Eukaryota, Metazoa, Chordata, Lepidosauria, Squamata, Varanidae.
CUGAUGUGUGGGCUGGCGCGUGUUCAGCAGGAAUAUUGGCUCAGUUGGAGAACGGAGGUAUAACGCGGAUAAAAUAGGUCUCUGCUUUCUGAAGACAAACAAGAGCUCCCCUUUUUCGAUCUACCAGCACAACUGGGUUUUCAGCUAGCCACCAUUGCAUUAUGUCUGCUCUUCUGAACCGCUUGUGCCAUGUUGGAUUCCAUGUCCAUGAGGGACAACAGUUGGUCAGCAACCUGGUACACAAGUUUGGCUUUGAGUUGUUUGCUUCACGAAUUGCAGAAUGGAGCAGGCAGCUGGCUGUCCGAAGAGGAGAUGUGGUUUUCCUUGUCAAUGAAAAGCUGAAGCCAGUAGGGGGAGAAGUUCCACCUGUAUCAUCUUGUGGCAACUGUAAGGAUAAAGGGAUCCUUUAUGAUGUGGAUCUGCAGCAUAUAGUCAGUACAGCAUCCAAUAUUUGCUUUGAGACAGAGGAUGUACCUGGCAUUUCCCAAAGUCUACAGGAACGAGGCUGCCAGAUUCUCAUCCCACCAACCACUGUAACAGAUGAAGUGGGGCAUGUUACUUACUCUGUGGUGAGAUCCAUCGUGGGCAAUGUCAGCCACACACUGCUUGACCGAUCGGAGUACUGUGGCCCAUUCCUGCCAGGGUUCCAUGUUGUGGAGGGUGCCCCCAAGAAGUUCCAGGAGCCCAGGGAAGUCAUGCGCUUUGAUCACAUCACCUAUGCUUGUCCUCAAGGUACUUCACAAGCAGUGCUGAAUUGGUACAAGCACUGUUUUGGCUUUCACCGCUUCCUUAUUCAUCAGCGAGACAAUGCUGCUGAAGGCUACAGAAUCCAGGGGGCUGGAGUGGGCCUUCGUCUUACUGCCAUGCAAUACAAUGGAAAUGGCUUUACUUCACCUGAUCAUGACUGCAAAUUUGUUCUGGCUGAGUCAUUGCCAGAGCACGGGAACAACCAGGUCGAUACUUUCUUAAAGCAGCAUGGUGGAGCUGGCAUCCAGCAUGUGGCACUGUACACCAAAGACAUUGUGGGUACCGCUGCAACCAUGAUAAAGUCUGGGGUGAAUUUUUUCAAACCACCUUCAUCUUAUUACAAUCAGAAAAAUAAGGAACAGGAGAUAUGGCGAGCUGGGCAGGAUCUUCAGUUCUUGAAGGACAAUGGCAUCCUUUUGGAUGCUGAGGUAGAUGGGGAAGGAAGCAGCAGCAGCCCUGGCUUUCAUAGGAAGCCAUAUCUGAUGCAAAUCUUCACUGAGCCUCUCUUCACAGAGGAGACUUUCUUUCUGGAACUUAUACAGCGAUGCAGGGCUAGAGGUUUUGGUGAGGGAAAUGUCCGUGCUCUCUGGCAAUCUGUGCAAGACCAUAUGGACCAGCAGUAGUUAUGAGCUCAAGCAUUCUAUUAUAUGAGAUACGAGCUCAGUGUAUGCAUUAGACUUGUGGUGUGGGUGCUGCUCCAAGCUUCCUCCUGUGGGGUUGGUUCUCAUGUAAUGCACAAGUGUUCUGACCUAGAUUGCAUACAGACACUCCUGUAAAAAUAUCCUUUGAAUUGGAUGCAUCAUCUCUGUAGAAUGUGUGUAUAUUUCUGAUGUGAGCUAAAUAUAGCAAAGAAGCAUUGCAACAGCAGCCUCAGCUCAAACACAUGUGUAUAGAUUUUUUAUUUAUUUUAUUUAUAUUGUGAUUUAUAUCCUGCCUUUUUCCUACAAAG